Molecule: messenger RNA, 1585 nt
Organism: Solanum dulcamara
Lineage: Eukaryota; Viridiplantae; Streptophyta; Magnoliopsida; Solanales; Solanaceae
Product: AP2/ERF and B3 domain-containing transcription factor RAV1-like
Exons: 1
Coding region: 265-1353 (362 amino acids)
Biological process (GO): regulation of DNA-templated transcription
Molecular function (GO): DNA binding; DNA-binding transcription factor activity
Source: RefSeq, a predicted model, not a curated record
UAGUAGACCCACAAUACCCACAUUUCAAUAUCUUUCAAAAACAAUACUACUCUAUUAUCUAAAACUAUAUAAUAAACAAUUUGCAUAACCAGUUGUAUUAUAAUUAUACUAUAUUACAGACAAAACUUGGGCUAUAGUUCUUAUAUAUAUAGGAAUUCAACAAUUUCAUCAAUCAAUUACCCCAAUUCACACUUCUUUAGCUCUCUCUCUCCCUCUCCCUUUUUUCAAAACCAAAACAGAGCAAAACAGAGCAAAAUAAAUCAAAUGGACGUAAGUUGCAUAGAUCAAGAUCAGACUUCCCAUUCGGCGGAGUCUCUCUGCCGAAUAGGAAGUGGAGUCAGCGUCAUAAUAGACGCUGACUCAAUAAAUUGUGUAGAAGCAGAGUCCAAAAAUAAUAACAACAAGCUUCCUUCUUCAAAGUACAAAGGUGUUGUCCCUCAACCAAAUGGCCGAUGGGGUGCACAAAUCUACGAAAAACAUCAAAGAAUUUGGCUUGGAACUUUCAAUGGUGAAGAAGAAGCAGCAAGAGCAUACGAUAUCGCGGCGCAGCGUUUCCGUGGCAGAGACGCUGUGACAAAUUUCAAACCCCUGUUUGAUAAUUGUCAAGCAGUUGAAAUCGAGAUUUCAUUUUUGAACUCUCAUUCUAAGGUUGAAAUCGUCGAUAUGCUACGUAAACACACGUAUAAUGACGAACUUGAACAUGCCAAGAAAGUAUAUAAUAAUACUUUUGAGAAGAAUGGAAGAAGAAUAUGCCAUACUGAUGAUGUCGCGACUUUUUCAUUUGAUAAUAAUGAAAAAAUCGCGAACAAAGCUCGUGAACUGCUUUUUGAAAAAGCAGUUACACCGAGCGAUGUGGGAAAGCUUAAUAGGCUUGUUAUUCCGAAACAACAUGCGGAGAGAUAUUUCCCUUUAGGGGGAAAUGGAAAUGGAAAUAGUACUACUAAUACUUCAAAAGGGGUGUUGUUAAAUUUUGAAGAUAUGAAUGGAAAAAUGUGGAGAUUUCGAUAUUCCUAUUGGAAUAGUAGUCAGAGUUACGUGCUAACUAAAGGAUGGAGUGGUUACGUGAAAGAAAAGAAGUUGAAGGCCGGAGAUAUUGUAAGUUUCAAACGGUGUAUAGGAGUUGGAGUUGAAGAUAAACAACUUUAUAUUGACUCGAAGGCCAAAAUACAAGUUCGAGUUGAUCAACCGGUAAAAAUGGUUAGAUUAUUCGGAGUGAAUAUAUGCAAGGUCCAAGAUGUUAGUAGUAAUGUUGUUGUUGACAAAAAUAUGAGUGGUGGCAAAAGAAUGAGGGAGAUGGAAUUGUUGGCAUUUGAGUGUAGCAAGAAACAAAGAGUUAUAAUCGAUGCCUUGUGAACACUAGCUAAUUGGAGUAUAUUUUCUUUUGUUUGUAAUUUUAUUUAUUUUUCCUUUGUGAACUUGCUUUUAGAUGUUUCAAAUGAUAACUUCCAAUUGUAAAUUAGUAUUACUAGAAAAAGAAUGGCUCAAAAAAGAGAGCUCAUCAACUAAGAUGAAAACAUAUAUGAAAAUAGAGACAAGAAAUUAAUUAAUGUGAGUUUCUAGCUUUUAUAUGUUCAAUAUUUGAACU